Emiliania huxleyi CCMP1516 is the source of this 942-nucleotide messenger RNA. RefSeq lists its product as hypothetical. The transcript has a single exon. NCBI's taxonomy places the organism in Eukaryota, Haptophyta, Isochrysidales, Noelaerhabdaceae. The coding region runs from base 1 to 942 and encodes 313 amino acids. The record is from RefSeq and is a predicted model, not a curated record.
AUGUCAGCCGAGCGGCUCGCCGGGCAUGCGCUCGCUCGCGCCGACGAGCUCGAGCGUCAGCUGGCAGAGCACAGCUUGACGAUGCAAAAGGCCGAGGCCGCUGCGGCUGCCGAGACCACUCGCGUCGUCGGACGGAUUGACGCACACGAGCUUUCGACAAACGCCAAGCUCGACGCCGCAAACCGGCUCGUCAGCGCGUUGCAGGCGCAGGUGACGACGCUUCAGGCCCGCGUCGCGGAGCUUGAGCGGCGGCCAAAGCUGUCUGGCAGCGGCAGCUCGCGGCCGGCCACUUGCGACGAGAUGGAGGCGAGGAUUGAGGCGCUCGGCGAGUUCCGGCGCAAGGGCCACGGCAGCAGCCUCGCUCGCGCCGCCGGCUACUCGUGCGUGGAGGCCAAGGCGGUGGGAUACUCGCUGCAGGAGGCCAAGGCGGCGGGGUGGGCCUUUGAGGAGCUGCGCAUGGCGGGCUACAUCGGCGCCAAGGGGAUGACGUCUCGCGACUUUCUGGACCGGCACCAGGCGGGCUGCUCCAACUUUGCGGGGCUCGACUUUUCGGGCGAGGACUUCUCGAACAUGGUGCUGCUGAAAUGCAACCUGAGCGGCUGCGUGCUCGAGGGCGCGACGUUCGACGGAGCCCAGCUGACGAGCGUCGACCUCUCCAACGCGAGGCUCACCGGGCUCGCCUGCAGCAGCUGGCGUGGCGCUCGCUUCAGCGGCGAAUGCAACUUCACGGGCACCAACAUUCGGAAGCUCCUCUCGGCGGCGGAACUUAAGGCUGGCGGGCUCGUGAGCGGGCUGAAGACCACCGGCUACUCCUGCAGCGAGGCGAAGGCGGCGGGAUACACGCCCAGCGAGUGCCACAUCGGAGGCUUCUCGUUCGAGGAAGGCCGCGGCGCAGGCUACAGGCUACAACAAUCAUGGGAAAAAGCAAGAAUCUGGGGUUAG